UACUAAAAUAUUUGCCAUUAGCUCUACGUGACCUUUGUUCUGUUCUGUUACAUAAACAAAAUAAAGUAUUCGCCUUUUCACGUAUCCUAUAAUUUAAUCGACCAAGUGUUACAAAAUUUAUAUUUCUUAGCUAAAUCAUAAUAUACAUAUAUAUAUAAACCCUUCGCCCAUGCAAACUUCAAACGAGAAACCACUAAAACACAACACAAGAGCUUGGUGGAGUUCCUCCGAAGACAUGUUCUCCGGCUGUUCGCUUCCACGAGCCUCUGAGAUCGGCAUCGAUGUCGGGAGCUUUGCAUGGCAAAACUUGGACCUUCUUGACGUGAAAUACGACAGAGAUCUUGAUUCGGUUUUAGGGUUACCUUCCCAUGCAGCUUCUCCACCGGAUUGGUACCAAUCUAUCAUCCACAGUGAAGGAAGUGUCGAAGCGAAAUUCAACCAAAAUAGCUUCUUUGAUGGAUUGUUUGAGCCUCAUGAUGAACAACAACUGAGUUCUUGGCCGAGAAUUGAUCCAAUCUUGGACUCUCGGGUGACUGAUGAAAAGCCCGAGUUAUUGGACGGUGUUGCUUUCUUCGAUAACGUUCUUUUCGACGAUUCAGGAGCCGUAUCUGUCUUUCACGAUGUCGAUAUCAGGGCCAAGUCCGAGGAGGAUCAUCAAGACUGCAAGACAAUUACCUCAAAGAGAACUGGCGAAAAUAUCGAAGACUUUGAAGGCUAUGACGACGGAUUUUCACGACUGAAGAGGCCAAGAAUCGAUACACCUUCGCCACUGCCGAGCUUUAGAGUCCGUAAUGAGAAGCUCGGGGACCGAAUCACCGCCCUUCAGCAGUUGGUUUCACCCUUUGGGAAGAAUGACACCGCUUCUGUGCUAAACGAGGCCGUAGAGUACAUCAAGUUCCUCCAUGGACAAGUCGCAGUUUUGAGUAAUCCAUACAUGAAAUCCGGGGCGUCUGUCCACCAGGUUCAGCAGGAACAGAGUUCAGACAAAACAGCAAGUCAAAGAGAAGAUCUAAGAAGACGUGGACUCUGCCUGAUGCCCAUCUCAAGCACCUUUCUGGUCGCUUCUCAGAUGAACCCUUCUGAUUUCUGGAACCUUCCAUUCUGUGUAAACUUCAAAUAGACACAAUUAAAGAUCCUAAAAAAAAGUAGGGUUUAUGAUGAUGAAUGCCACUUCCUCUUCAUUUGUCCUUUUCCCCACCUCAAAUCCAAGGCGUGAAUCACGCCAUUCAUUCAAGAACAGCAAAAGGACAAAAAAUCAACGUAAAAGCAACCAUCUUUAGACAUGUUUCAGUGCUUUUUACAAGCACUGUGAUUAACGGUAGCAUUCAAAUAAUUACCAUGACAAUGACAAUGGCAAUGACCAUUUCAAGAUCCAAAA
Messenger RNA from Tarenaya hassleriana, 1378 nucleotides. Its product is annotated as transcription factor bHLH103. The transcript is spliced from 7 exons. Bases 170 to 1120 code for a protein of 316 amino acids. The record is from RefSeq and is a predicted model, not a curated record. Gene Ontology annotation, cellular component: nucleus. Gene Ontology annotation, biological process: regulation of transcription by RNA polymerase II. Gene Ontology annotation, molecular function: DNA-binding transcription factor activity, RNA polymerase II-specific; protein dimerization activity; RNA polymerase II cis-regulatory region sequence-specific DNA binding. Lineage: Eukaryota; Viridiplantae; Streptophyta; Magnoliopsida; Brassicales; Cleomaceae.